AUGACCACCGUUGUCUCAAACGGCAACAACGCUUUAAAUCUGCUCUUCGAGGCGGCCCAACGCGAAGAAAGAGAAGUCAAUAGUGCACGAGUGCCGGUGCCUAUUGAACAGCACGCUACUAACGCAGCUUCUACACCACUUUCAUCCGUUGCUAAUAUGAGUUCCAACAUGUUGCCGGACCUUUUAAAUGAACUUACUGACACCUGGAACGCUUAUCGCUUUGUGCGUAUGGGGUGGCUAUCAGCUCCGGAGAUCGUAUGGUUCUUCAAGAACGUUGCACCGUUGUGUCCGAUUUUAGAUAAGUUCUACGCAGAGCGGUCAAACCACUACCUGUUAGUGACGCAUGAACCAGUCCUUACUUGUAUGAUACUGGUCAUAUCUUCUCGCUACCACACUUUGCCUACUAUCGGAGGGCAUUCAAGAGGCUAUUUGAUCUACCAGAGAUUAUGGGAUCACUUCCAGCACCUACUUAUGCGCCUCGUAUUGGGAUUAGAGAAAUACUCCAAGGCUAAGACGCGGACGCUGGGUACCAUUGAGGCCCUGCUGUUGUUGACGGACUGGCAUCCUCGAGCUCUGUACGCGCCUCCACCUAGUGACAGCUGGGAUUCAGAUAUCUUGUUUACUGUGAAAGAUCGACGUGAUCAGGACGGGAGCACAGUUAACAGCCCUUCCAGGACACGAUAG
Messenger RNA from Alternaria alternata, 684 nucleotides. RefSeq lists its product as hypothetical. The transcript has 3 exons. Gene Ontology annotation, biological process: positive regulation of transcription by RNA polymerase II; aromatic amino acid catabolic process. The record is from RefSeq and is a predicted model, not a curated record. The coding region runs from base 1 to 684 and encodes 227 amino acids. Gene Ontology annotation, molecular function: DNA-binding transcription factor activity, RNA polymerase II-specific. Lineage: Eukaryota; Fungi; Ascomycota; Dothideomycetes; Pleosporales; Pleosporaceae. Gene Ontology annotation, cellular component: nucleus.